Ipomoea nil (Japanese morning glory) is the source of this 2902-nucleotide messenger RNA. Its product is annotated as probable inactive receptor kinase At2g26730. Gene Ontology annotation, biological process: protein phosphorylation. The coding region runs from base 1109 to 2638 and encodes 509 amino acids. Lineage: Eukaryota; Viridiplantae; Streptophyta; Magnoliopsida; Solanales; Convolvulaceae. The transcript is spliced from 2 exons. Gene Ontology annotation, molecular function: ATP binding; protein kinase activity. The record is from RefSeq and is a predicted model, not a curated record.
ACAACUAAAGUAACUUGGAGUAUGUUAUCUCUCAUGAUAACGUACUCCCAAGUUACUUUAGUUGUGGCUUUGGCUUUUGAUGAAUUUGUCAAGUAUUUGAGUUAGAAGACAGCAGCCUUUGUGUUUAAAAGAUUCCAUAAACUAAUCAUAGUUUUUAAGUAUGUCUUACAAACUUCUUGGUUGCAUCUUGCGUAUCUAUUACUCAACUCUUGAGUCUUGAUGAGUACCACUGCUAGUUUGAAUGAUGAAUCUUGGGCAUUGUUUCAUGUACUCAAUUUGUCUGGUAAGUUCUGUGUGAUUGGCAGUUUAUCGUUUCCUUUUUUUGUAAUGUCCUGCAUGGAUUUUGAAUUUGAUAUAAACACUUUACAGUUCAAUUCUCAAGAACUGUUGACAGCUGCUAUUUGCUCACUUUUCCUCUUCUACGAUGUUGAAUACAAAGGGUUAUGGUAAUUUUUGUUAGUGUUCACUGGAGAUUGCCUAUCUCUUUCCCCCUUGAUAUUGUUCUCCAUGUUCUCAAUCUCUAUCUGCUCACAUCUUUUAUAUAGCUGCUGACAAGAUAUAUUACAUGUUGGUUCAAUCUCUUAGUAAUGUUGUUUAUUGUGCAAUGUUUGCAAGAAGUUUCGAGCCUACCUUUUUCUUUUUUAAAGUGGGAAACUCGCAACCACUAUACUGGCACGGGGUAAACCUACUCUUUUGUAAUAGCUCACUACCUGUAUUGGGUAAACUCCACUUUUGUGUAAUAGCUCACUACUGGACCGGAUUAAUUGUAAUAGUCUGAAAACUUGUUUCGAGCCUUGUACAUUAAGCACAAGCCUGUAAUCAUUGUUCUUGUAUAGAAAUUCCGCAUUGUUUUUGCUCUGCAUUGCAGACCUACCUGAAACAUUUAUGUUGUCUCGUUUUUGUCAUUUUUUUAUGGGAGUUAAUUUGGUCGAUAUAUGUAUAAACCAAUGAACUGUUUUCCUAGGAUUCCCAGCUGAUAAAAUCUAUAUAUGAGAAUCAUCCUCGUAUUCUUCUUCAAAACAAUGAAACAUAUAGCUGUAAAGGGAUGCUCCAAAGCUUAUAAACAACUGUUAUGUAUUUGAAGAAGCAUUAAGAGUGUCAAAUUAAUAUGUGGAAAUUCUUGAAAUUGUUUCUUCUUCUUCUUCUUUUUCUUCUUGUUCUGCAAAAAUGCUGCAUGGCUGAAAAUGACAGAGAUGCAGUUUUGGGUCUCAAGGAACCCAUUGUUUCCGGCAAGAAUCUUUCUGGGAAACUCCAAAUCAUCAAAAGACUGGAGAUUUUCUCACAUGUAGCAAAUGACACAACCUCCGGCCAGCCAAAAGACGGUGGCGAUAACCCUGAAAAGCCGGCUAAGAUGACUCUUCCUCUCCUGAUUAUAGCCACGGUUAUCGUCCUUGUUGUUCUCCUGUUUCUUUCCAUCUAUUACUACAAGAAAACCAGGAAUCUGGAAGCAGACUUGAUGAUGAUAAAGAAGAAGCAGCAGCAGAAGAAGAAGAACAACAACAACAAUUUCACCCAAAACAGCAAUCUUAACCAUAGCCAAAACGGGGUGGAUCAAAGCGGGGAGAGGAAGAUUGCAGUGAGAGAACCCAUCAUCAGCACCACUGAAACAACAAUGUCUACAGAAUCAACUGAGAGAUCCAACGGAGGAGAAGCUGCAGCUGCAGGAGAGAGAGGAAAGCUGACAUUUUUGGACUCUGAUUUGAGGAUAGAGCUUGAUGAUCUGCUUAAAGCCUCGGCUGAAGGUCUGGGAAAAGGGAACUUUGGGAAUUGCUACAAAGCCAUGCUAGAAGAAGGGCCGACUGUUGUGGUCAAACGGCUGAGGGAUUUGAGAGCUCUGAGCAGAGAGGAGUUUGUGGCGCAUGUUAAGUCCAUUGCCCAGAACAAGCACCCUAACUUGUUGCCUCUUCUUGGCUAUUACUAUGCCAAAGAUGAGAAGCUCUUGCUCUACAAAUUUGCUCCAAAUGGUAACUUGUACACCCGUAUUCAUAGAGCAAGAGGGACGAGAGAACGCAAUCCAUUUCGAUGGAAUGCAAGAUUGUCGGUUGCACGUGCGGUGGCACGAGCAGUGGAGUAUCUGCACCUCCAUUCCACUCCACUAACCGUCGGCGGCGGCGGCAUUCCUCCGCACGGAAACCUUAAAUCAACCAACGUUCUCUUGGACGAGAGCGACAUCGUGCUUUUAACCGAUUACGGCCUAGCUUCUCUCAUCGCCCCGCCGAUCACGGCUCAGCGUAUGGUUUCAUACCGGUCCCCGGAGUUCCAGACCUACAAAAAAGUGUGUGCGAAGUCGGACGUGUGGAGCUAUGGGUGCUUGCUUCUCGAGCUAUUGACGGGGAAAGUUUCGUCGCAAUCGGCGCCGGCGGGAGUCAACGGCGCUGACCUCUGCAGCUGGGUUCACCGCGCCGUGAGGGAGGAGUGGACGGCGGAGAUCUUCGACGCGGAAAUCGCGGUGCAGAGGAGCGCGAGCGAGGGAAUGCUGAGGCUGCUCCAAAUAGCCAUCAAAUGCUGCGAUAAGUCGCCAGAAAAGCGACCAGAGAUGAGUGAUGUGGUGCGGGAAGUUGAGAUGAUUAGGGUUAGUGAGACAGAAGAUGAGGAGGAUCUAUCACUGACUGAUAAUUCUCAAACUCCAUCACGAUAAGUACGAGGCCUUGAUUUAUACUGAUUAAUUAUGAUAGAAGAAGAAUCCAUAAGUUAACAUUAAUCACGAUGAUUAGCUAGCUAAUUUAUGGAUUCUUCUUUUAUCAUCAUUAAUCAUCAUUAUUAAUGUUACGUUGUUAUUGGUUUAAUUUUCUCAUAAUCCGCAUGUAUGCAUGCAUGAGACAUAUAUUCCUAUAUAUUGUUAAGUAAGUUUCAUGUUGUUUAAUUUUCAAUAACAAAUUCAAGGUUGCAUUUUUCUUUGAUC